This is a messenger RNA of Cucurbita maxima (winter squash), 2078 nucleotides long. Its product is annotated as putative pentatricopeptide repeat-containing protein At5g37570. The record is from RefSeq and is a predicted model, not a curated record. Gene Ontology annotation, biological process: RNA modification. The coding region runs from base 90 to 1766 and encodes 558 amino acids. NCBI's taxonomy places the organism in Eukaryota, Viridiplantae, Streptophyta, Magnoliopsida, Cucurbitales, Cucurbitaceae. Gene Ontology annotation, molecular function: RNA binding; protein binding. The transcript has 2 exons.
UAGGCGCCUUACCAAUUUGAUAUUCAUGAUUUGUACUCGAUUUCAAUUUAGUUUAUAUAUUAAUUUUUUAUGAGUUUUCAUGUGAUGACAUGAGCGCCACCCUUCGCCGCCCUCUGCCAAUCCUCCGCUGUCAUCGCAUAAAUUCAUCCGCCAUUAUUCACUACAUCAACCUUAGCCAAAAUGUCAUCGAACUCAAGAAAACUCACGUCCUUAUAAUCAAAUCCUCACCCAAAGCCCAUCUUCUCCGCCGUCUCUUCACCCGGCUGCUUCAGUUUCCACCUGACAAUUUGUUCUAUGCCCACGACCUGUUCGACAAAAUACCCAACUUCAAAAAUCAGUUCACAUGGACUUCUCUCAUUCGCUAUUAUGUUCACCAUUACCAUUUUGGCCAAUCCAUAUCCUUGUAUGCUAUGAUGCAGCAGGCAGGCGUUCUGGAAUCAGCGUUUACAUUCUCGUCGGUGCUCUUGGCCUGCGCUAGUAUACCAGUGGUGUCUGAAGGAAGACAAGUGCAUGCAAGGGUUGUGCAGUUGGGUUUCUUGAGAAACAAGAUUGUGCUAACUUCGCUGAUGGAUAUGUAUGCUAAAUGUGGAUUCAUGCUGGAUGCUAGGAAUGUGUUUGUUGCAAUAGACGAUAAGGAUAUUGUUGCUUGGACUACUUUGAUUCGAGGAUACUGUAAGUUGGGAAUGAUGGAUGAUGCACAGGAGUUGUUUGAUAAAAUGGGGCAGCGAAAUUCAUUUUCUUGGGCAACUAUGGUGGCUGGUUAUGCCAACUGCGGCAACAUGAAAGCUGCGAAGCAGUUGUAUGAUGCAAUGCCAGGGAAAGGUCCAGUUUCUUGGCUUGCUAUGAUAGCAGGUUAUGGGAGGUGCGGCAAAGUCGUAGAGGCCGAAAAGAUCUUCAGUGAAAUAUCAGUACCAGAUGCAUUGUGUUGUGCAGCAAUGGUGACUUGUUAUUCUCAAAAUGGGUAUGCAAAAGAGGCCAUUGAAUUGUACAAGAAAAUGAAAGAAGAAAAUUUGGAACCCAAUGCGGUAGCAUUUGUAGGAGCAAUAUCAGCUUGUGUUCAACUAGGGGAUGUUGAGAUGGCCAGCAAAUUAUCUAACCAGGUUGAAAAAGGGUGCUGUGAUCGGAAUCUCUUUGUCUCCAAUGCACUGAUCCACUUGCAUUCAAAAUUUGGCGAUAUUAAAAAGGCACGAGAAGAAUUCAACAGAACGAAGGAUAGAGAUAUGGUAACUUACAGUACGUUGAUCACAGCCCUUGCUGACCAUGGAAAAGCCAACGAAGCCUUGGAUCUCUUCUCCAAGAUGCAAGAAGAAGGUAUAAAGCCAAACCAAGUUUGUUUCACUGGUGUACUAAAUGCCUGUGGCCAUGCAGGGAUGAUUGAACAAGGAUGCAAGCUUUUUGAACUUAUGAACAAGGUUUUCGGCAUUGAGCCGCUAAAGGAGCAUUAUACCUGCAUGGUUGAUCUCCUAGGAAGAGCUGGUGAGGUUGAAACAGCAUACAGUCUUAUAAAGGGUAAUGAAAGGGCAAUUGAUGCUAAAAUUUGGGGGUCAUUGCUAGGAGCUUGCAAGAUCCAUGGUAAUGUGGAGUUGGGGGAGAUUGCUGCUAGGCAUCUAUUUGAAAUGGAGCCUGAGAAUACAGGAAAUUAUGUGCUUUUGGCAAAUACAUACGCUCAGAGGAAGAAAUGGGAUGAAGCGGAGAGGGUUAGGAAUAUGAUGGCUGAAAGAGGAAUAAAAAAAUCUCCGGGGUACAGUUGGAUAAGAUCUACAUAAAUGAGCAUUUUUCUGAACUAGUUCAAUGUUGUAGGGAUAUUUUUGUGCACAUGUACAUUUGACAGGUCAGUAUUAGUAAACAAAAUAUGUAUUCAGAAAGUUCAAUACAAGGCAAUACGUUCUUCAGGUUGUAAUAGAAGAACCCUAAUUGUUAUUUACAACAAGAACAAAUGAUUCUACCGAUUACUGUGCUAAAUCCAUGUCAGCUCUUCUAAACUCCUAUGUGCUUUAUCUAUACAUGUGUGCAACAUUUCCGUAGAAGCUGUUGUUUCUUCUAUCAAUAUACUACAAUUUAAUAUAUAAGAGAACAGU